AUGACUGAGCAAAGCUUUUGCGAUAUCGCACGAGAAUUUCGUCUUGGUGAAUGUACAUCAAAGGCUGCGAAACUAUAUUUAGCCAACUGCAAAAAGGAAAACCAGUGGCUACUCGUUAUUGACAACGCGGAUGACCCGGAUAUCGAUCUUGGGGGAUUUUUUCCUCGCGGUGAUAUGGGCAAUAUUUUAGUCACAACGAGAAACCCCGAAUGUAGAUCAUUCUGCUCAGAAAACGGCUACUUCGAAGUGGAUGCGAUGGACCCCGAAGAUGCCGUCAAGCUAUUGCUUAAGAUUACAAAACUAGAUGGACUAUCGUGCGAUUCCAAGAAACCACUGGCAACUAAGAUCGUACAAGCGCUGGGGUGCUUGGCUCUUGCGAUAACUCAUGCUGGAGCGUUUAUUGCAAAUGGCUCUACAAUGGAUACAUAUCUAGAGCAUCUUCGAGAAAACCCCAAAGAGUUGUUCAAUAUCCGCUUCGCUCAAGGCUCUGAAAUCUACAAAAGAAGAACUGUUUUUACAACGUGGGAAUUGUCGUUCAAUUCCUUGAAGGAUCCGUCCUCAUCACACAUCUUACAGAUCUUUGCAUUCUUCCACUAUGAUAGAAUUCCCAAAGACAUAUUCAGGCAUGCAUCUAAAAGUCGCCGGACAGAAGAGCUGCCGCAAUCAUUGUCUAGGCUUCUAACACAGAGACCUGGUGGCACUUGGAAUUCUCUAAAUUUCGAGGCGUCAAUUCGCAAUCUCCUCUCUUUCUCUCUCAUAAAGCAAGACACAUAUAGAGAGAAGGUUAUCUACUCUAUCCAUCCUCUCGUGCAUACCUGGUGCCGUGAAAGGCUGGAGUAUAGCGAUCAGGCUAGUUUUAGAAAGCUAGCUAGUACUCUUCUUGAAAGCUCGGUAGAUGUCAAUCGAGAUGAAAUAUCUCUCAUACAGCUGUUACCCCACAUUGAAUCAUGCAAAAGGAUCUUCCCUGGUUUAGCCUUGUUUAUACAGCCUAAGCAUUUUUGGAGUGUAUAUGAUGCUGCAGGAAAAUGGAAAGAAGCAGAAGAAAUUGCCAUAGAAACAGUGAAUAAUAACAAAGCGCUGGGCGAGGAGCACCCAGGCACCCUGGCAUCGAUGAGCAACCUUGCAUUGACGUAUUGGUACCAGGGAAAGUGGAAAGAGGCAGAGGCCCUUCAGGUUGUGGAGCUGGAGGUCAGUAAGAGAGUGCUGGGCGAGGAGCACCCAGACACCCUGAGAUCGAUGAGCAACCUUGCAUCGACGUAUAUGAACCAGGGAAAGUGGAAGGAGGCAGAGGCCCUUCAGGUUGUGGUGCUGGAGGCCAGUAAGAGAGUGCUGGGCGAGGAGCACCCAGGCACCUUGACAUCGAUGAGCAACCUUGCAUCGACGUAUUGGGACCAGGGAAAGUGGAAGGAGGCAGAGGCCCUUCAGGUUGUGGAGCUGGAGGCCAGUAAGAGAGUGCUGGGCGAGGAGCACCCAGGCACCUUGACAUCGAUGAGCAACCUUGCAUCGACGUAUUGGGACCAGGGAAAGUGGAAGGAGGCAGAGGCCCUUCAGGUUGUGGAGCUGGAGGCCAGUAAGAGAGUGCUGGGCGAGGAGCACCCAGGCACCUUGACAUCGAUGGGCAACCUUGCAUCGACGUAUUGGGACCAGGGAAAGUGGAAGGAGGCAGAGGCCCUUCAGGUUGUGGUGCUGGAGGCCAGUAAGAGAGUGCUGGGCGAGGAGCACCCAGGCACCUUGACAUCGAUGAGCAACCUUGCAUCGACGUAUUGGGACCAGGGAAAGUGGAAGGAGGCAGAGGCCCUUCAGGUUGUGGAGCUGGAGGCCAGUAAGAGAGUGCUGGGCGAGGAGCACCCAGGCACCUUGACAUCGAUGAGCAACCUUGCAUCGACGUAUUGGGACCAGGGAAAGUGGAAGGAGGCAGAGGCCCUUCAGGUUGUGGAGCUGGAGGCCAGUAAGAGAGUGCUGGGCGAGGAGCACCCAGGCACCUUGACAUCGAUGGGCAACCUUGCAUCGACGUAUUGGGACCAGGGAAAGUGGAAGGAGGCAGAGGCCCUUCAGGUUGUGGAGCUGGAGGCCAGUAAGAGAGUGCUGGGCGAGGAGCACCCAGGCACCUUGACAUCGAUGGGCAACCUUGCAUCGACGUAUUGGGACCAGGGAAAGUGGAAGGAGGCAGAGGCCCUUCAGGUUGUGGAGCUGGAGGCCAGUAAGAGAGUGCUGGGCGAGGAGCACCCAGGCACCUUGACAUCGAUGGGCAACCUUGCAUUGACGUAUAAGAACCAGGGAAAGUGGAAGGAGGCAGAGGCCCUUCAGGUUGUGGAGCUGGAGGCCAGUAAGAGAGUGCUGGGCGAGGAGCACCCAGGUACCUUGACAUCGAUGGGCAACCUUGCAUCGACGUAUAAGAACCAGGGAAAGUGGAAGGAGGCAGAGGCCCUUCAGGUUGUGGAGCUGGAGGCCAGUAAGAGAGUGCUGGGCGAGGAGCACCCAGGCACCUUGACAUCGAUGGGCAACCUUGCAUCGACGUAUUGGGACCAGGGAAAGUGGAAGGAGGCAGAGGCCCUUCAGGUUGUGGCGCUGGAGGCCAGUAAGAGAGUGCUGGGCGAGGAGCACCCAGGCACCUUGACAUCGAUGGGCAACCUUGCAUCGACGUAUUGGGACCAGGGAAAGUGGAAGGAGGCAGAGGCCCUUCAGGUUGUGGAGCUGGAGGCCAGUAAGAGAGUGCUGGGCGAGGAGCACCCAGGCACCUUGACAUCGAUGGGCAACCUUGCAUUGACGUAUAAGAACCAGGGAAAGUGGAAGGAGGCAGAGGCCCUUCAGGUUGUGGAGCUGGAGGCCAGUAAGAGAGUGCUGGGCGAGGAGCACCCAGGCACCUUGACAUCGAUGGGCAACCUUGCAUCGACGUAUAAGAACCAGGGAAAGUGGAAGGAGGCAGAGGCCCUUCAGGUUGUGGAGCUGGAGGUCAGUAAGAGAGUGCUGGGCGAGGAGCACCCAGGCACCUUGACAUCGAUGGGCAACCUUGCAUCGACGUAUUGGGACCAGGGAAAGUGGAAGGAGGCAGAGGCCCUUCAGGUUGUGGCGCUGGAGGCCAGUAAGAGAGUGCUGGGCGAGGAGCACCCAGGCACCUUGACAUCGAUGGGCAACCUUGCAUCGACGUAUUGGGACCAGGGAAAGUGGAAGGAGGCAGAGGCCCUUCAGGUUGUGGCGCUGGAGGCCAGUAAGAGAGUGCUGGGCGAGGAGCACCCAGGCACCUUGACAUCGAUGGGCAACCUUGCAUUGACGUAUAAGGACCAGGGAAAGUGGAAGGAGGCAGAGGCCCUUCAGGUUGUGGAGCUGGAGGUCAGUAAGAGAGUGCUGGGCGAGGAGCACCCAGGCACCUUGACAUCGAUGGGCAACCUUGCAUUGACGUAUAGGGACCAGGGAAAGUGGAAGGAGGCAGAGGCCCUUCAGGUUGUGGCGCUGGAGGUCAGAAAGAGAGUGCUGGGCGAGGAGCACCCAGGCACCUUGACAUCGAUGGGCAACCUUGCAUCGACGUAUUGGGACCAGGGAAAGUGGAAGGAGGCAGAGGCCCUUCAGGUUGUGGCGCUGGAGGCCAGUAAGAGAGUGCUGGGCGAGGAGCACCUCUUGAAAUAG
This is a messenger RNA of Morchella sextelata, 3624 nucleotides long. RefSeq lists its product as uncharacterized. NCBI's taxonomy places the organism in Eukaryota, Fungi, Ascomycota, Pezizomycetes, Pezizales, Morchellaceae. Gene Ontology annotation, molecular function: protein binding. The transcript has a single exon. The coding region runs from base 1 to 3624 and encodes 1207 amino acids. Gene Ontology annotation, cellular component: kinesin complex. The record is from RefSeq and is a predicted model, not a curated record.